AGGUUGAACGGGACUCACUUGGUUACUCUAAUCCUUGACUCCGAACCAAUUUCUAUUCUUUGUCAUUUCAAUUUGAGAGAUUUUGGAUGUGGAGAUGGAGGAUGGACACCGGUAAUGAAGAUGGACGGCAACAAGGUAACAUCUGCUGAGUAUUUGUCUCGGAUCAGUCUAACGCCCGUUCCCUUUUAAGUUCCAACAAAUUCCCUUCUUGUUUUGCAAAUUUAUUGAUUAUUUUGAACUCAUCAACGUACAUGAAAUAGUCUGUGUGAAAUUCUGAAAGCUCUUCAGCUGGUUGGAGCAUUAUUGGAUGGGUGGGGGGUGGGGGGGACUUCAAAACCGUUUAGGGUCAUUAUGGCCACCAGACCUUGCGAUUUUAUCUAAAAUUUAGCUGGGGACAUUUCAUGUUGUUCGUGACGUAAACUUCAACAUGGAAGUUGCCAUAACAACAGAGUAUUGUCAGCCAUGUCCUGUACUAUUCUAUUCCAUUUCCACAAGAAAGGACUUAUUCCUGAAUUCUUGAUGGAUAAGUAAAGCAAUAAGUAAUUAGAAAAGUAAUGUAUUAAACGUCCUGCUUACAAAAGGGCUAAGUAAACGUUUAUCACAAAGCAUCACAGGGUCUGAAACAUGGAUCUUGCAAUAUGCAUCAUUUUUCACUGAAGCAAACUUACAUGUAAUUGGAAUAGGUGUAUACAUGGUUUUAAGAGAAUUAAAGGGGGAAUGGAUAAGCUCCAACCAAGUCUUAUAUCAGUUUUUAUAUUAGUCAAUUCACUAAGGAGUUAAAAUUCUUUCACAGAGUACUUUUCGUUACGAUAAUAACAUCUGGAAAAGCAGAAGAGCCUUAAACCGUGACGGAGGGAAGACUGGGUUCGACUCACAGGAGACCAAACUUCCCUCCUACUGGAGCACAUCCUUCUCCAAGAUCUGCCUCGGCAUGAAGAUCGGUCAGCAGCCGGUCAGGUUUAUUGUCAUCAACAAGCUGGCGAACUCCUUGUACUCUCUGAUCGCUGAUGGGCAAUACCGCGGCACCUCACUGGGUCGUGACAAGUGGAAGUCGCUGAUUGGUUGUGAGGCCUCCUUCCAGAAAAACUGUAACAAGGAAGGGUUUAACGUAAAGCCUAGUGGCGGCAGCUACUACAGAACAAGAAUCGGUAUUCUGGGUAACAAUGAAGACAACUGCGGUAAUUGUGACUCCGUAAUCGGAUUUGGUAAUAGUGGAUAUCUUGGUAACUAUUGUGGGAAUUUGGCUCCUUUCAAAGCAGACAACGGCGAUAAGAAUAUUACAGGGAUAGGUUAUGUCCUGGUGCAGUGA
Porites evermanni is the source of this 1309-nucleotide messenger RNA. NCBI's taxonomy places the organism in Eukaryota, Metazoa, Cnidaria, Anthozoa, Scleractinia, Poritidae. The record is from the annotation of a GenBank genome assembly.